AUGGAGGACGAGGAGGGCUACACAGCAUUGAACCUGAGGCCCAAGCGGGGUGGCUUGACUGGCCUCUCCCCACCCGGGAACCAAGGUUCCCAUCAGUGUCCUGGCUGGCUUCAGGUCACUCUAGGGGCUGGGAAUCUCAUCCUGUCUCUGCUCUUGCUGGCGGUGUGUGUUUCCCUCUUGGUAUCUGAGAAGGGAAAGACCCCGGCAGCCCCUGAUUGCGACGGAGCCGGGAGCAGAGAUACAGCGACACCCCCUGGGAGCGACGGAGCUGGGAGAGGAGACCCCAGCACGGCAGAAUGCAGCGCCCGCCUGGAGCGUUUCCGAUCCCAGCUGUGUCACGCGGCCCCGACUGGCCCAGCAGGGGGCUCCGGGUGCAAACUCUGCCCCACGGACUGGCAGCUGCGUGGGGACAAGUGCUACUGGGUCUCCGGAGGAGGUAAAACGUGGAGCGAGAGCCGCGCCGACUGCUCAGCGAGGGGCUCCCAGCUGCUGGUGAUCCAGGACCCCAAGGAGCUGGAGUUCCUAAAGGACCUGACACAAGGUUCACAUCUGUUCUGGAUCGGACUGUCCGUCUCCUCCCCGGAGAAGGGCUGGACCUGGCUGGACGGCUCCCGGCUGAAUCAGACCCUGUUCCCGGUGUCAGGCCCGGCUGAGGGGCACAGCUGUGGGGUGGUGAAGGGGAAUCGGAUUGGUUCUGACACCUGCAGCUCUGGAUUUCAGUCGAUUUGCCAGAGAGACGCCGUCCCGCUCUGAACGGAGUAUGGAGGAGACCUCAGAGCGCGGCA
Molecule: messenger RNA, 785 nt
Organism: Dermochelys coriacea (leatherback sea turtle)
Lineage: Eukaryota; Metazoa; Chordata; Testudines; Dermochelyidae
Product: killer cell lectin-like receptor subfamily B member 1
Exons: 6
Coding region: 1-753 (250 amino acids)
Source: RefSeq, a predicted model, not a curated record